GUGCAUUUAAACAGAACAGAUAACACAACCACCUCACUCUGUCUCAAGUCACCAAAGUCACACCAACAACUAGCAGCAUAGCACUGCAUUGAUUUCUUCCUCUUCAUAAUUACUUCCUCCCAAUUUCAACCUCUACUUCAUCAUCUUCCAUAAAAGAUCAACUCAUACAAUUAAUAAUAUCCUCUUCUAUUUACACACACAUGGCUUCUGUUCUGCCUAUUUACCACAACUACGUUAACCUCCCAUGUCCUCUUCCCCUUUCAAAACCAUCCACCACCUUCAACACACCCAUAAUUCUCUUCUUCCCAAAAACCAAACCUUCACUAACCCUCAAGUGCUCCUCUUCCGCUUCAAGCCUAACCCCGGAACUGGACCAAGAAGAAGAAACAUUUGGUAACUUUGAUGAGCCUCCCUUGAGCGAAUCGUGGAAGGAAAUCCAAGGCUUGAACAACUGGGAUGGUCUCAUAGACCCAACCAUGAACCCUCACCUCCGAAGAGAAAUAAUCCGCUACGGCGAACUCGCCCAAGCAUGCUACGACUCCUUCGACUUCGACCCUCACUCCAAGUACUGCGGAACAUGCAAGUACCACCCUUCACAGUUGUUCGAGAAACUCAACAUGUCCCAAACCGGCUACAUGAUAAGCCGGUACCUCUACGCCACCUCCAAUGUCAACCUCCCCAACUUCUUCCAGAAGUCCAGGCUCUCCACCAGCGUCUGGUCCCCACACGCCAACUGGAUGGGCUACGUGGCAGUCUCCACCGACAGGGACCAAAUCAAACGCCUCGGACGCCGCGACAUCGUCAUUGCAUGGCGAGGAACCGUCACCUACGUCGAAUGGAUCUACGACCUCAAAGACAUUCUCCGUCCAGCGCUCUUCUCCGACGACCCCACCAUCAAAGUCGAAUCAGGCUUCUACGACUUGUACACCAAAAAAGAAGAUUCAUGCACCUAUUGCUCUUUCUCCGCUCGCGAACAAGUACUCUCGGAAGUCAAGCGUCUUCUCCAUUAUUACAAAAACGAAGAGAUCAGUAUUACCAUCACAGGACACAGCCUCGGUGCUGCCUUGGCGAUUCUGAGCGCUUACGACAUCGCUGAACUCAAGUUAAACGUUGUUGAAGACGGUCGUAACAAAAUUCCUGUGACUGUGUUUUCGUUUGCGGGGCCGAGGGUUGGGAAUCUGAAGUUCAAGGAGAGGUGCGAGGAGCUAGGGGUGAAGGUGCUGAGGGUGGUGAACGUGCAGGACGUGGUCCCGACCGUGCCGGGGAUAAUAACGAACGAGAAGUUUCAGUUCCAGAGGUACAUAGAGGAAACGCUGUCGUUUCCGUGGAGCUACGCGCACUUGGGGACGGAGAUGGCGUUGGAUCACAGGGAGAGUCCGUUUUUAAAAGGAGGGAUGAAUGAUUUGGGGUGCGCGCAUAACUUGGAGGUGCAUUUGCACUUGGUGGAUGGGUACCAUGGGAAGGGGAAGAGGUUCUGUUUGGCAACCAAGAGGGACAUAGCGCUUGUGAACAAGAGCUGCGAUUUUCUCAGGAGUGAGUACGGUGUUCCCUCGCAUUGGCGCCAGGAUGAGAAUAAGGGGAUGGUCAGGAGCCGAGAUGGCCGCUGGGUUCUGCCGGACCGCCCAAUAUUGGAGGCUCAUCCGCCGGACAUGGCGCACCAUCUGCAGCAGGUCCUCAACAACCACUUAGCAGCUCAGCAAUUCGAAACCAGUACUUGAUUCAAGCUCAAUAUCCAUCUUCAGAGAUUAUCUCGUGUUUCCUCUGCUCAUGCUCCCAAAAUAUUACAUGUUACUUUUUAGAUUUUUAGAUUUUCUCAAAUUCUACCAUUUAUUCUUCUCUGAUAUUUUUAUAUAUUAUAUUCUGAUCAGCUCAACUUAAAAAUUUGUCCUGCUUUAAAUUCUACCAUUAAUAUAAUAAUUACUAUCAUAUUUAA
Glycine soja is the source of this 1933-nucleotide messenger RNA. Its product is annotated as phospholipase A1-Igamma3, chloroplastic. The record is from RefSeq and is a predicted model, not a curated record. NCBI's taxonomy places the organism in Eukaryota, Viridiplantae, Streptophyta, Magnoliopsida, Fabales, Fabaceae. The transcript has a single exon. Gene Ontology annotation, biological process: lipid metabolic process. Gene Ontology annotation, molecular function: glycerophospholipase activity. Bases 201 to 1718 code for a protein of 505 amino acids.